Klebsormidium nitens is the source of this 2625-nucleotide messenger RNA. NCBI's taxonomy places the organism in Eukaryota, Viridiplantae, Streptophyta, Klebsormidiophyceae, Klebsormidiales, Klebsormidiaceae. The record is from the annotation of a GenBank genome assembly.
AUGGCGUCUGCCCCCAGUCAAGCUGCCAAUACCGGCAUGGAACCGAAUCAGUCAAAGCAGACUGCUGAGCUCAGAGGUGAAGCUGGCCCUGAGGCCCCAGCUGUAGGAGACGCUUUUGGCCCUUACAAUCCUAGAGUUGAGGAUGAAGUCAAGGCCACAAAUGUUGUGGAAUGGUGUCACAGCCAGGUGGUGGCCCCAGCAGAUUGGCCAGACAAGAAAAAUAAGCCACCCUGGGUGAUUCCUGAAAUAAACCCACGGCUGGGGCCAUCCAAGGAUCAAGCCCCUGAUCCAAGGUAUUGGCCAAGCAUGAAACGAGAGUAUCCAAAUCCUGUCCAGGCAAGCAGAGGCGAGAACGCGCUGGUGCCCAACCACUUUCACCUUGCAGGCAAAGUAGUGUACUUUGUCUACUGGCCAUUCUUCUUUGGAGAGCUGGUUCCUAUUAUCAGAUGCCCCAAGUGCGGCAAGGUUGACAAGGUCACAUCUGACGGAUGGACAGGUGUCUCCGACAAGAUCCGCCGCGUCUGUGCAGCAGAUGGUCCUGCGUUCAUCUAUAGCAAGGUUUAUAGGUGUGGGAAAGGCAAGAAAGAGGGUGAGGGUUGCCCAGCCAAUGGUGGCAAGCCCUACCAGUUCCGCUCCCAUGACGAGGGGGUUUUGAGUCAAUUGCCUGCCGCGGUCCUCGAGCAGCUUCCAAUCAUCUUCACCCGCGGCGGUGCGAUUGAGCGCAGCCUUUUAGACACCAUGGUUCGGAACGUGGCAACGGGUGCGUCUGUUGCUGACCAGCAGAAGAUGGUGAAGGAAGCGCAUAUGCGCACCUUCGCCCAGCAUAAGAACACCUACUAUCAGUAUGCAGCAGCAAGAGUGAAGCUUCGGCAAGAGAAGGCUGGAGCGCGUCUCUUUCCAGGGCUCUCCCAGCAGCAGUCCUCUCCUCCAGCUGAUUUUGGAGAGUACGAUGACAAGGAUGGGUAUCGGGGUUGGAUCCCCUCCACCUCAUGGGUCUCAGGAGUCAUUCUUGCAUCCUUGAACUCCCGCUUGGAGUUCCUAUGCCGCCACCUGGCUGCUGUCGACGGCUCGUUCUGGAGGGGGGACCACACCUUUCAAGCUCCAUCACGGAUCCGCUCUGGCGAUGGACGCAAGGAUUAUGCGGCUGUCUAUUCUAUUAUGAACGAGUGGUCACAGAUUGUGGGGCAACGGGCAGUAGGCGACACUUCCUUUGAAGAAUAUGAGUCCGGUCUCGCAGGCGUCUUGAAGCGCUAUGAAGAUUUGGGCUAUCAGCUGCCAACAUUCAUGUGGGUCGACAAUUCGCGGACUGUAGGAGCUCAGCUCUCCAACGCCAUUCCCAGCUUGUCUCGGGUUCUGGAAGAUGCUACACAUGUCCUCCGGCGUAUUUUUGAGCUCAUUCCCGAUGCCCAUUCGUGCAAAGCCGACUUCUGCCGUGACUACGCUGCGGCCAUGUUCAAGGUGCACCACCCUGACAAGCAGGCGCUGAGAGCAUUUCUUUUGGCGGGAGGUCCGGGGAAGCGCAAGUGGACAAAAGCAGAGGUGGAUGCAAAGCCUGCUAGCUAUUGGCGUGCGCGGUGCAGGCACACCAUUCCCCAACCAGAGGAGCUUGUGGCGGGUGUGGAAGCCGUCAUGAGCAAGUAUGGGCCAGCUUUUUGUGCUGUCAAUGGAGACCCCCUCAUCACCGAGGAAGUUCGAGCGGCUCAUGAGCGUCAGGUGCAGCUCAUGCGAGAAGGAGCUCUUAGUGGAGGCAACUACUCCCCCGAGCUAGCCGGGGCCCUCAUCGCACUUUUCAACUACCGUUGGAACUACGAGUGCGCAGUCCGCAGCAAGGGUGCGAAGGAUUGGGGAAUGUUUGAUCACUGGCUGCUAGACUCGGAAAUGCAGGUGGUCUGCGCUGCGAUGGGCUGGCCAAACCCCUGCCCCGAGUGGCAGCGAGCGCCCCCCACACAAGAGCAAUUUGGGGUCCAUGCUGCAAGUGCAGCCAUGCAAGCAGCUGCAACAUAUGAGGGGGAUGGGGAGCAAGAACCUGAGGUACUGGACGAAGAAGCCGCUGUGCUUGAGGGUAUUUUGGAGAAGCAGCUUCAAAGGCAAGCGCAGACUGCAGACGGCGUGCGCUCUUUUGUUGCAGCGGCUGCCCCCCUGCAAGGCAGGCCGAUCCUGCCCCCUGCGGCGCCUUCCUGGUCCCAUGGGGUGCGCAGCGCGAUGCCCACUGCUCCCAUGGGCCCUCAUCAUGGCCAGCAAUUCCAGCACCCCGGGCCGUCUAGCGGGGUAACCUUUGACCCUCCGCCCCCCCCUAAGUACAGCCAGCCCUUCCUGCCCCCUCGAACGGUUGGCAUGCCGCCUGCCGUGGCUCCCAUUGUCCCUCACCAGCACGGCCAGCCACCCCAGCCUGUUGCAUCGGCUGGCCACACUCAUCAGUGGCAGCCAUCGGCUGCAGUGGGGCCCGGCCCCCAACACCAGUCGACUCCCGCACUAGGGGAGCAUGCCCGCACUUUCCGACGGGAAAAGCUCGCGUUGAAGAGAAAGAGGACGACAGACUCGAAAGACCUCUGUGCAUCGCUUCAGCCUUCGAGCCAUCGUUCUCUUGAGCAGAGUCACUCGGGGGGCCUCUCCUAUGUCGGCUAA